UGCCGGGGGCGCCCGAGUUGCCGGAGCCGUCCGCCCUCCGCCGCCUGCCGGCCGACCUGCCCACCCGCCCUCCUUCCCUGUCCUGCAGCUCUGGGAGCUCCCCGACCGUCGCUGCAGUCCCGGGACUCGCGCUCUCCUCCUUCCUUACCAGUGGGCUAGGGCGGCGGCGGCGGCAGCAGCGGGGGCGGCAGAGACCAUCACGGGAGGAGGCAGCUGCGGCGGGGCCGAAUCCUAAUGCACCUGGCUAGCUGGUGGUGAGCAGGGGCUUUGGGGCCGACGUGGUGGGCUCCCGAAGGAAACCCCUUUGAAACCAAUGGAUGCAUUCACGGGCUCGGGUCUCAAGAGGAAGUUUGAUGAUGUGGAUGUGGGCUCAUCAGUGUCCAACUCUGAUGAUGAGAUCUCCAGCAGUGACAGUGCCGACAGCUGCGACAGCCUCAAUCCUCCUACAACGGCCAGCUUCACACCCACGUCUAUCCUGAAGCGGCAGAAGCAGCUGCGGAGGAAGAAUGUACGCUUCGACCAGGUGACUGUGUACUACUUUGCCCGGCGCCAGGGUUUUACCAGCGUGCCCAGCCAGGGUGGUAGCUCUCUGGGCAUGGCGCAGCGUCAUAACUCUGUACGCAGCUACACGCUCUGCGAGUUUGCGCAAGAGCAGGAGGUGAACCAUCGGGAGAUUCUUCGUGAGCACCUGAAGGAGGAGAAACUCCACGCCAAGAAGAUGAAGCUGACCAAGAAUGGGACAGUGGAGUCGGUGGAGGCCGAUGGCCUGACACUGGAUGAUGUUUCCGACGAAGAUAUUGAUGUGGAAAAUGUGGAGGUAGAUGAUUACUUCUUCCUGCAGCCCCUGCCCACCAAACGGAGACGGGCCCUGUUGAGGGCCUCUGGGGUCCACCGCAUAGAUGCUGAAGAGAAGCAAGAACUUCGGGCCAUCCGCCUGUCACGGGAAGAGUGUGGUUGUGACUGUCGACUAUACUGUGACCCAGAAGCGUGUGCUUGUAGCCAAGCUGGGAUUAAAUGCCAGGUGGAUCGCAUGUCCUUUCCAUGUGGCUGCUCCCGGGAUGGCUGUGGGAACAUGGCGGGGCGCAUUGAAUUUAAUCCAAUCCGGGUGCGGACACAUUACCUCCACACCAUCAUGAAGCUGGAGCUGGAGAGCAAGCGGCAGGUGAGCCGCCCACCUGCCCCAGAUGAGGAGCCCUCACCCACCGCCAGCUGCAGCCUGCCUGGGGCACAGGGAUCUGAGACACAGGACUUCCAGGAGUUCAUUGCUGAGAACGAGACGGCCGUGAUGCACCUACAGAGUGCAGAGGAGCUGGAGCGGCUCAAGGCAGAGGAAGACUCCAGCGGCUCUAGUGCCAGCCUGGACUCCAGCAUCGAGAGCCUGGGUGUGUGUAUCCUGGAGGAGCCCCUGGCUGUCCCCGAAGAGCUGUGCCCAGGCCUGACAGCCCCCAUUCUCAUCCAGGCUCAGCUCACCCCAGGCUCCUCUGUCCUGUGUUUCGCCGAGAACUCGGACCACCCAACUGCUUCAGCAGUGACCAGCCCAUCCUAUUUGAACAGUGGGCCCCUGGUCUAUUACCAGGUGGAGCAGAGGCCAGUCCUGGGGGUGAAAGGAGAGCCUGGUACAGGAGAAGUGCCCCCCUCUUUCCCCAAGGAGAAGGAUCUCAGUGUCUUCUCUCUCCCAGUUACCUCACUGGUGGCUUGCAGCCCCACAGACCCAGCUGCCCUCUGUAAACCAGAAGUAGGGAAAACAUCCACUCUAGAAGCACUAGUACCCGAAGAUUGUAACCCCGAGGAGCCGGAGAACGAAGACUUCCGCCCCUCGUGGUCCCCCUCGAACCUCCCCUUCAGCACGGACAGCGAAGAAGGCUGUGCGGCGGAGAAGACCUCACAGCAGGGCGAGGACCGGCCCCCCGAAGACCCUUCUCUGGAACUCCCGCUGGCAGUGUGACACGGAUGGAGAUUCUGCCUCUUACCCCUUCUCUAUUUAUUCCCUUAUUUUAUCUAACAGCGUUUCAGAACAAAACUGUAGAAGCAGCUGCUGCUCCUAUGUUAUUUUAUUGGGGUCUUUGGGGAAUGGGUGGGAAAGGAUUGUUUGUACAAGUAUUUUUAAAAGCGUUAACAGAACUAAGGAGACCAGCCCCAGCUUGAUCUGGGGAUAGUCUUGGGGCAGAGGCGGCCGCAUAGUGCCCGAUACUGAGCUUUCUGGGCCAUUGGAACAAAGAACUAGGAUCUCAGAGGAGAAACUAUGUAAUUCAAGCAGCUAUUCUUUAUGUAGGGAUCAGAAUACAUAAAUUGAACAGCAUGGCAAAGCCCCUUCUCUCCUGAACUCCAGGAGGGGUGCAAGCUCAUUUUUCUUGGUGGUUACUCCAAUAUGCCAUUUUGGUGUAUCAUAACACAGCUGGUAAUGUCACCUGGAGAGGAGAGGGUAGAAGGGUCUCUGCUUCUGUACAAAACCUCUAGGAUUUAUAAAAAUGUAACCUGCCCUUCCUGGUCCCCCAUUUGGUAAAUAAGUUAAUAUUUGACAUGUUUGGUGUUCUCUGACUUGUUCCCCACACUGGGGAUUCCUGGUUUGUAACUUGAAUUGUUUCUUUUUCAUGUUCUUAGGUACUAGAACUUAACUUGUCUGUCUGUCUCCCCCUUCCACACCAUCCCACCCCCAGCUGGGGAUGUGGCUUAAAGAGCCUGAGUCUUCUGUGCGGGUCUAGCACUAGCUGUCAGGCCGCUCACAUGUCCCAUGGGAGGCCUAUGUGGAGCGUUGUGUAUCCAAAGGAGGCAGCAGGAGCGGGCUGCUGUCUGAAAAGAUGACGACUCCUUUGUGCCAGGCUUGCUUUCACCCAGGCCCUCCCCCGCCCCCUGGGGAGAUUGGAGCUUUAAAGGAUAUAGGAUGUCGCAGUCUAAGGUCACCAGCCAGUUUUUUGGUUUGGUUUUUAUUUUCCCCGUCUCUACCCUGGUGGUCCUCCUCGGAGAUGCAGUGUUGGAGAUUUAUACUAUUCCAGUUCACCCCCAAGAACUGCAAAUAUUUAUCAGACCUCUCCGUCUUGGUAUAUAAAAAUUGGAAGCCAAAUCAAUUCUUAAAAUGCUAUAUACAACUUCCACGGUCCAAAGAAUUUAAGUUCUGAUGAUAACCUUUGAGGUCUAUAGAGUUGGACUCAAAUUCAGUUCUUGCUUCUAUCUGGGAAUAGGGUUCCUAUUCCUCUCCUGUCCAGCUUAUGUUCCUGGGUGUGCGCCAUUGAAUUCAUUAGCAAGGUUAUCUUUGUUUUAAAAUAAGAGGCAGUAGGGAACAAAACACUCUUCUCUAGCAUCCUUUACAACAUGCUUUGCUUCUGUUGUGGUUUACUAACCAGGAUAGAACAAAGUAAAAGCCUGGUGGGGGAGAGAACUGUUCCUCUUAUCUUGCUCACAAAGCCUUUUCUUGUGAGAUACUGAGACCCUGGUGUCUUAAAGCACCCUUCCUGUAUGUCACAGCAGCACUUCACCCAUAAAACCGCUAAACUGAGCCUGAAAGGCCUGGUACUUAACACACGCACAUCUUCUGACCCAUUCUGCCUCACCCGUUCGGGGAGGAGAGUUCUUAAUGAAGUGCAUAGGGCCUUAACACUCCCCAUCCUCUAGCCUCACAGGACCAGAGUUGAGAGUCUUAGGUACCUGAGAUCUAGAUGCUAUCCCAAACCUAUCUGCA
Messenger RNA from Pteronotus mesoamericanus, 3676 nucleotides. RefSeq names its product cysteine and serine rich nuclear protein 2 (gene CSRNP2). The record is from RefSeq and is a predicted model, not a curated record. The transcript has 5 exons. The coding region runs from base 314 to 1945 and encodes 543 amino acids. Gene Ontology annotation, biological process: regulation of transcription by RNA polymerase II. NCBI's taxonomy places the organism in Eukaryota, Metazoa, Chordata, Mammalia, Chiroptera, Mormoopidae. Gene Ontology annotation, molecular function: sequence-specific DNA binding; DNA-binding transcription factor activity, RNA polymerase II-specific. Gene Ontology annotation, cellular component: nucleus.